CAACAACGGCCCCGCUUCCGGCUCGGCUCAUUCGCCCGUCAUGGCUGCCGCCGAGAGCCCGCUGGAGACCCUUCAGCGGGAGAUCACUUGCUCCAUCUGCCUGAGCUACUUCAAGGAGCCGGUCUCCAUCGACUGCGGGCACAACUUCUGCCAGUCCUGUAUCACGCAGUGCUGGGGUCGCGCCGACGAGGAGAACACCUCCUGCCCGCAGUGCCGCCGCUGGUCUCGUAAACGCAGCUUCAGGCCCAACCGGGAGCUGGGCAACGUGGUGGAGGUGGCCAAGCGGCUCCGGCUGGAGGCCUCCUCCUCUGCUUCCACCUCUUCGUCCUUCGCCGCCGCCGCCGCCGCCUCCUCCUCCGCCUCCUCGCAGGCUGGGCAGCGCCUCUGCCAGAAGCACCAGGAGCCUCUCAAGCUCUUCUGCGAGAAGGACGAGACGCCCGUCUGUGUCAUCUGCAGGGAGUCCCGCGCCCACAAGGCCCACCCCAUGCUCCCCAUCGAGGAGGCCGCCCAGGAUUACAAGAAACAAAUUUCCACCCAUGUGAAAGCUCUAAAGGAAAGGAGAGAGAAACUGAAGGAGUCAAAAGAAGAUUUGGAGUGUAGAAGCCAAGCAGAUCAGGAUGAUGUUCACAUUGAGAAGCAGAAAGUGGAAGCUGAAUUUAACAAAAUCCAUGAGUUUUUGGAAAAAAUUGAACGAUUCCUGAUUAUCAUGUUGAAGAAAUAUGACAAGGAGAUUGUUCAAAAGAGAGACGGAGCAGCUAAGAAACUAUCUGAGGAAAUUGAUAGCCUGGAUGCCUUGAUUACUGAAGUGGAGGACAAGUGUCAACAGCCUGCGAGUGAGUUCCUGCAGGACAUCAGGUCCAUUUUGAGCCGAUGUAAGGAUGGGCAGCUGCCUCGAUUGGUGGAAGUUUCUUCCUCACCAACGGAAUUGGAGAAGAAGCUUGGACAUUUCAGUCUGAAAAAUACAGUUAUCAAGGAAGCCCUGGAGAAAUGUCGAGAGACUAUGCUUUCAGAAUUAGCAAAAGCAAGGUCAAUCGAAACAGCAGCUAAAAAGGCGAGUAUUACUCUGGAUCCCAAGACAGCUCACCCGCUUCUUGUGGUGAGCGAAGAUAAGAAAAGCGUGAAACGGGGCGAAAUGGUCCAGCCGCUGCCCAACAACCCCGAGAGAUUCGAAGCCACUCUGAUCCUGCUGGGCUGUGAGCGCUUUGGCUCAGGGAUCCAUUACUGGGAGGUUGAAGUGGGCGACGGGCAGAACUGGGCCCUUGGUGUUGCCAAAGAGUCUAUCAAGAGAAAGGGACCCAUUGUCACUUCCCCCGAUCAUGGGAUUUGGGCCUUGGGGCUCAGUGGCACAGAAUACAAGGCUUUCUCCUCUCCUGACACACGUCUGACCCUUGAGGAAGCCCCAGAGAAAAUCCAAAUAUUUGUGCAUUAUGAGAGAGGGUGGGUGGCUUUUUUUGACGCCGAUUACAUGUCUCUCAUUUUUAUUUUUCGUUCAGCCAAUUUCGGUGGAGAGAAAAUCUGCCCUUUCUUUAAAGUGUGGGGUGUCACUACAGAGCUUAGAAUGUGUCCCUGAAACAUAACUUGGUGCGUGCCACUCUGCUUAGGACCCUCAGUUCCAUUUGUGCAUAGUUUUGAACAGAAUCUCUGCAAUGGCAAAAAUACUGGAUUUCAGAGGAGAAUGUUUUUAGAAAAAAAAUGUUUGGAUCCCAUCUUUUUGCUCCAUAGAAGAAGUAACUUUCAGACUUCUUAAGUUGAGUUGAGCUCAUACAAAGCCCCCUACUGUGAUUGUCAUUCUCCUUUCAACUUAUGUUUAUGGAGCCAAAAGUUAGAAUCUAAGCCAAAGACUUUUUUAAAAUAAAAGAUCACAUUUCUUCCUUAUUUUCUUUGAAAGUUUUAUUUUCUUUGGGAGUAUUCAUGUUCUUUCAAUUUCAUUUAUUUGGAAGAACAUGAAGUGGUGAGAUAGAGAUAUUCCCAGUGCCAGAAUGUUGGAGGGUUACACUUUGACCAUCCAUUAUAAAAACAAUGAAGAAUGCUGAGACAAGUUGUGAAGCCAGAUUUCUUUUGGAGGGAAGUGGCAAAAUAACUGCCUCCUUAUACCUGUCUCAGGCAGUCUUAUAAGAAUACACACAUGAGAUUUUAGAAGUACAAAGGACUUCCAACUAUUAAUGUUACACUGUAAUCGAGUGUGUAGUCAAGCAUAUAUUCCUUCUGAUUUUAGUGGGACUGACGCUUCAGUGCAUACAUAUCACAUGGUGAUAUUAUUUCUGAGAUGGCUCAAUAGAAUGCACCCUGCCUAUCAGAGCAACUGGAUUUUCUUCUUUUUUUUGUCUCAAAGAUGAGCAAGCUUUGUCAUUAUUCUUCUCUCUGAGAGCUGUAGCACUUAAAUAAGGGGGGGAAAGCAAUGUCUCAUGUGGCAGAGUAUAUGCUGUGCAUGUAAAAGGUCCAAGGCUCAGUUCCUGGUUGCCCUGAGACUAUAACUUUCAGACUCCUUCCGCUACUGUGCCCGGAGGAUUUUAGGCAUUGUAAUUUAAGAAAGUUUUUUUAUGAGCUUUUGGAAAUCCUUUUUAUUCACUUCUCCAUCCACAUCGUAUUUCUUUCCAUUUUAGAUUUUGGGUAGUAGGUUUGAGCAUCUCAAAUCCCCGGCACUCACUUCCUACUUAACGCUGAGCAUUUCUUCAGGAAACUCUUAAACCAGAAGUGACAAGAAUUGAACUUUCAAUUUUUUGCAUAUAGAAUAGAUGCUCUACUGCUGGGAUUGUUCUCUUCCUGUGUGCACCUUUGGCAUUAUGCAAUUACUGUUUUUAUACCAUAUGUCAUAGUAUUACAGUUUUAUUUAUGUGUAUUAAAAGCUAAUAUUUGGCCUCUGUUACUCCAAAAGACAGUCUAACUGUAAUGGCGCGUGGGUUAACAACAUGUGUCCCUCCAAGUACAAUUAAACUACAGUUCCCAUCAUCCCUCACCAUUAGGAAUGCUUGUUAGAGAUGAUGGGUAUUUCAGUCUGGGGGCAUGUGGAGGGCCAUGUUUUCCUCCACUCCUAACCUUUUUGGUUUCCGUUACAGUAGGGCAGAUUCUGAUGGAAAAUCAGGGGAAAUGAUUCAAUUGUUGGAGAAACCCAACACCACAGUCAGUUACCUAGACUGGUGCUGGAUUCUUCCUUAGUGGAGUUUUUGUGGCUGGGGCUAGAUACCCAUGCAAAAGGGAUGUUUUAGCUGUGCAUCUCCUUUUUCAAUAAAGAAUUUGGUAGCCUGCAGCUCAGGGGAUGUUAGAGAGCCACAUUAGAUCCUCUUGAGGGACCUUGGAGAGUCGCAUUCCCUGCAAGUGUCUUUUUAGUCAUCCAAAAUGCCUUCUAAUAGGUGUGGGGGGAUUUUAGUUAUGCUUUUAGCUCUUUCUGCACCAUUUUAGGCCCAGGAGAUGUCUUUAAUAGCAUGAAGUGACUAAAAAUCACUUCCUGUUCAUUUCGUCCUCCAUAUUUUUAAAAAAGGACAUUCCUGAACUUCAUAUGCCUUGGAGGAGCAUUAUUUUUUAAAAGGAGCUGUCCAUGGUCACACUAUGUUCAUCCUGACCUAUUGGCUGUGUAAUCCUCUCUCCAGAAGCCAGUUGUGUACCUAUCUUGAAUUUUUCUAAGGAUAAUGAAACAGUACAGUACAGCUGUUAUUUUUGUCCUUAUCCAGUGGUUCUCAACCUGUGGGUCCCCAGGUGUUUUGGCCUACAACUCCCAGAAAUCCCAGCCAGUUUACCAGCUGUUAGGAUUUCUGGGAGUUGAAGAUCAAAACAUCUGGGGACCCACAGGUUGAGAACCACUGUCCUAAUCCAUUCCUGAUUGCCUAUAGUUCUGUUACAGAAAGAAGACACAAGAAAUCAGAGGCUAAAAAGACAGCAAGGGUAUGCAGUCGACUGGAUAUGCCGCUCAGAGAAAAGAGGGGAAUGGAGAAAAUUCAAGCAGUAGUCCUUGAAGAAAUUACCCCUUUGGACCACUCUCAGAAUCUUCCAGCCAACAUGGCUGUUACCUGCUGGAUGGGGGAUUCUGGGAGUUCUCAAAAAAUGAAGGAAAAACCAUACAGAAUUGUACCGUAAGGGAUCUAAAGACUGUCCCUACAUUAUGAUAAACCUUGCAGUUUUGGAACAUGUGUUUUCUCCUUUGUUCAGGGUGAGCAGAUUUGUACAUAUUUUGAUCUGGAGAGAAAGAAAUACUGUGUCAUUGCAUUAAAAAUCUCUUUUUGUGAA
This is a messenger RNA of Anolis carolinensis (green anole), 4221 nucleotides long. Its product is annotated as zinc finger protein RFP. Gene Ontology annotation, molecular function: zinc ion binding; ubiquitin protein ligase activity; protein binding. The coding region runs from base 41 to 1570 and encodes 509 amino acids. Lineage: Eukaryota; Metazoa; Chordata; Lepidosauria; Squamata; Anolidae. Gene Ontology annotation, cellular component: cytoplasm. The record is from RefSeq and is a predicted model, not a curated record. The transcript is spliced from 7 exons. Gene Ontology annotation, biological process: protein ubiquitination; regulation of gene expression; innate immune response.